GCUGGGCUUUUGCUUCGUGCUUGACAACGAAAUACGUCAUGUUUGUUGUGCUCUAGUGUGGGGUGGAAAGCUGUAAAGAACAAAAAAAAAUCAACGUUUUCACUGAGCCAAACAUUUCUGUUAUUGUGCCGCUAAAGUGCAACCAUCAAGGCCAUUUUGUCAGUGCGAGGGUUGUCCACAAUUAUAGUUACUUGGUUUCAGUCUGCAUUAAAAUGGAUCCCGCAUGUGUAAAAAUGACCAUUUUGGUCUUCACAGCCGUGUUUGCUAGUAGUGCAAGAUCCCAAACUCAGCAUAGCAUUGGGCCAUAUCCAACAAGCGGUACUGAACGAUGUGUGUGCCAGCCGCACAUCACAGUCAAUCCGCCCGUUUGCGGACGCUCCCUUCCAGUGAACUCCGUUGCAGGCUGCAACUGUACAACCGUCCAGGAAAUACUUCGUACAGUAUCGACCAACCAAGAAACUGUUGCGUCGGAGCUAGAGGAUACCAGACGUAUGGUUGGUGAGGUGCAGGUAACGGUAUCGACCAACCAAGAAACUGUUACGUCGGAGUUACAAGAUACAAAACGUGAAGUGGAAGAUGUGCAAGUAACAGUGUCUACAAAUCAUGAAAAUGUGACCAGUGAGAUACAGGGUCUCAAACGACAGCUGGAAGAACUGCACCUUUUGGUUUCAACCUUAGUGGAAUUCCCUCGAGUGGCCCGGCCUCCGAUGGAUUGUUCCGAGAUUCUUGCGAGUGGUGUAUCGAUCAGUGGCGUGUACACGGUUCAACCUCUAGGAUCAGGUGGGGAUUUCCGAGUGUACUGUGAUAUGGAAACAGACGGUGGUGGAUGGACGGUUUUCCAGCGGCGGAGGGACGGCAGUGUUGAUUUCUAUUUGGACUUUGUCAACUACAGCCGGGGCUUUGGGAAUCUAGAGGGAGAGUUUUGGCUGGGUAACGACAACUUGCACAGUCUGACUGCUCAGGGCGAGUAUGAACUCCGUGUAGAUUUAUCAGACUUCGAGAACGAAUCCAGAUAUGCAUUCUAUGACUCAUUUAACAUCGCUGAUGUUGCUGACAACUAUAGGCUGACACUGGGAAGUUACUCCGGAACCGCAGGUGACUCGCUGAGUGUCCACAAUAACCAGCAGUUCUCGACUAAAGAUCGAGACAACGAUGUAGCCGGCAGCAACUGUGCCCAGACAUACCACGGUGCCUGGUGGUACGCAGAGUGCCACUCUUCUAAUCUUAACGGGGAGUAUCUCGUUGGGACCACGACUGUUUAUGCUCGGGGAGUUGUUUGGAAUGACUGGAAGGGGUAUUUUUACUCACUCAAAACCUCCGAGAUGAAAAUACGACGCACUCCAUAAUAAGAACACCAUACCACUCAUUUACGUUGCCGCCCACUUGUUAAAGUCUUAUCAGUACUGGAAGGGUCGAUACAGACAAACAAGUAGCAUGUGACGAAUAAGUAACCGGCCUUAAUGUACAAGGAAUCAUUUAAUGGUCAACAUUCAAUUCUGCGAAGAAUGAACAGAAACAGUUUAGAGUGGAUGUUCUGUAGACACCAUAACGACAUUUAAAGGAAAGGUAAUUACUCAAAACAAAUAUUAAUUAAAAACUGAAUUGGUAAUGAGCAUUGGAGAGCUG
Asterias rubens (European starfish) is the source of this 1626-nucleotide messenger RNA. Its product is annotated as ficolin-2-like. Bases 213 to 1346 code for a protein of 377 amino acids. The record is from RefSeq and is a predicted model, not a curated record. The transcript is spliced from 4 exons. NCBI's taxonomy places the organism in Eukaryota, Metazoa, Echinodermata, Asteroidea, Forcipulatida, Asteriidae.